AGGCACGCUCAGCGGGGCGGUCACGUGACCAGGGGCGUGCUGCGGCCGCCCGGGCGGACCCGGCGAGAGGCGGCGGCGGGAGCGGCGGUGAUGGACGGGUCCGGGGAGCAACCCAGAGGCGGGGGGCCCACCAGCUCUGAGCAGAUCAUGAAGACAGGGGCCCUUUUGCUUCAGGGUUUCAUCCAAGAUCGAGCAGGGCGAAUGGGGGGAGAGACACCCGAGCUGGCCCUUGAGCAGGCGCCACAGGAUGCAUCCACCAAGAAGCUGAGCGAGUGUCUCAAGCGCAUCGGAGAUGAACUGGACAGUAACAUGGAGUUACAGAGGAUGAUCGCAGCUGUGGACACAGACUCCCCCCGCGAGGUCUUUUUCCGAGUGGCAGCUGAAAUGUUUUCUGAUGGCAACUUCAACUGGGGUCGGGUCGUUGCCCUCUUCUACUUUGCCAGCAAACUGGUGCUCAAGGCCCUGUGUACCAAGGUGCCCGAGCUGAUCAGGACCAUCAUGGGCUGGACACUGGACUUCCUUCGAGAGCGACUGCUGGGCUGGAUCCAGGACCAGGGUGGUUGGGACGGCCUCCUCUCCUACUUUGGGACACCCACGUGGCAGACAGUGACCAUCUUUGUGGCUGGAGUGCUCACUGCAUCACUCACCAUCUGGAAAAAGAUGGGCUGAGGCCACCAGCUGCCUUGGACUGUGUCUUUUCUGCAUAAAUUAUGGCAUUUUUCCGGGAGGGGUGGGAUUGGGGGUCA
Molecule: messenger RNA, 746 nt
Organism: Mustela lutreola (European mink)
Lineage: Eukaryota; Metazoa; Chordata; Mammalia; Carnivora; Mustelidae
Gene: BAX
Product: BCL2 associated X, apoptosis regulator
Exons: 6
Coding region: 91-669 (192 amino acids)
Biological process (GO): mitochondrial fusion; release of cytochrome c from mitochondria; intrinsic apoptotic signaling pathway in response to DNA damage
Cellular component (GO): mitochondrial outer membrane
Molecular function (GO): protein heterodimerization activity; protein homodimerization activity; channel activity
Source: RefSeq, a predicted model, not a curated record